Messenger RNA from Oncorhynchus masou masou (cherry salmon), 2049 nucleotides. Its product is annotated as centriole, cilia and spindle-associated protein-like. Gene Ontology annotation, cellular component: centriole; ciliary transition zone; spindle. Bases 200 to 1105 code for a protein of 301 amino acids. The record is from RefSeq and is a predicted model, not a curated record. Lineage: Eukaryota; Metazoa; Chordata; Actinopteri; Salmoniformes; Salmonidae. Gene Ontology annotation, molecular function: microtubule binding. The transcript is spliced from 4 exons. Gene Ontology annotation, biological process: regulation of mitotic spindle assembly.
AUGGAGAAACAUAUUUAAUGCCAGGGUUGAGAGGGCUAUAUUCGGACGACGAUUCAAUGCCGAAAUAUGCGCGACAACGGGCAAUUAUAAUGGAGGAAUACUUGAAAUGAAAAUUAUGAUGUUCUGUAAUUCUUCAUAAUGACGUCCGGGUGAGGGUUUGUGUGCUAAUCAAAAUUGGACCUAAGCAGUAACAGGAAUCAUGGUGACUAAGAAAAUCCGUACGGAGUACAUGAAGAAAUUCAAAGAGCCGAAAUGGGAGACGUUUUCCAAGUGCUACGAGGACUCGGUGAAGUACAGGUUGACCAGGCGGGUGAUGGAGCACGCUCACAAACCUCUGUGGUUCUGGGAGGGGUGGGAUACCUCGACCGGGUCAGACUCCAGCGCCAGUGGGCGGUCCACCCCCAAGGCUAGGAACAAAGUCGCGCCUUUAGACAUCAAACUUCUGACACCACCAGUGAAGUCAGAAUCAAGGGAGAGCCCGGAACCGAAGCCUCCUCCUGUGAAUGGGGAACCAGAAUUGGAGGCCAAGGAGUUUACACUCUUGGAUGCACUACCACCCACAGAGUCUGUAAUAGAGAACGGGGGCCUAAACGAACCAGAUGAGGGGACAGUUAACGGGUCAGUAGUACAACAUGGUCCAGUGGCUGAAACAUCAACAGAUGAGGGACCAGCAGACAAGGCGUCAUCAGACGAGGAGCCGGUGAAGACUGAGCCUAAGCGUCGCCACCGCCAUCGUGUCCCUCGCUUAGAACCAUGUCAAAGGGACUAUUCCUGUGACGACAUCAAGCCUGCGCCCGUCAGGAAGCCCUCCAGAGCAAAGAGCCAGCCCCCAGCCAUCACCACAGAGAAGGAGAACAGACAACCUCCGCCCCGGCUCGACUGGGCAGAGAGACACGCGUCAUCUGCUAGGAGGUCUACAAAUCAGAGUCGCACGUCUGACGCAUGCGUCCAGACCAGACGGGAGUCAGAUAAACGCUGUUGGGACGUGGACCGCAGGAGGGCACGGUCCGCCGACCUGGAGAAGAUACGGCGGUCGGAGUUGGCCGUGGUAGAUGACCGUUGGAUGACCGAGUACAUGCGUUGCUUCUCUGCCGGGUUGAGGUAGAGCACAAGGAUCAUGGGUAUUCCUCCGCCACCGUCGACCUUUCUAUUUUUAACACCAUGUUUCCUUAUUGAGGAUUGGUCAACAGAACUAAAUAAUUGGAUUGGUUUAGACACCAAUUAGGGCCCUGAGGUUUUCCUGGCCACGUAACCUGACAAGGAAGAACUCGGGGCCCUAAUCAUAAGGUAUGGUUGAUUUGUUAAGUUGAUCGCUGAGUUGACGAUAUGCCACUUUUCUUCCACAAGGGAUGACACAAUCAUAGUAGAAUAUUGCAAGAUAUGUAGUUAUGCUUCUAGAAAUUAGACUGGUUUGUACAUGUUUAUGCUGCUGACUACAGAGUAUGAUUUAUACUGUAUUAUUAGACAUUCCAAGCAUGGUGAUGGUCUUUACACUUUUUGACAUUCUGUGUUGCUUAUGUCAUUUCAGGCUAUAAAAUCCAAAAGUUAGAUCAGGGGUAUUCAACCGGGAGUACUGCAGGGGGUCCGCAAUAAUAUAUACAAAAAGCUACAGUAGAAAAGAGGAGAAUAUUUUUCUUUUAACUUUAUUUCUCUAUUCCUAAUAUUGAGCUAGUUACACUCAUUAGAGCUAAUUACACUCAUUGGAGCUAAUUACACUCAUGGAGCUAAUUACACUCAUUGGAGCUAAUUACACUCAUUGGAGCUAAUUACACUCAUUGGAGCUAAUUACACUCAUUGGAGUAUCUGACAUACUGUAGGCAAAGCACCCGCUGGUAAGCUUUCUUGUCUUGGACACUCGUUUUUGUGAACACAUGGCCCCAAAACAUUUUUGAAGCUACCUUUCUAGCUAAUAGGCUAUGUUAGAAUUUACACACAUUUGUGGGGGGAAGCAAGUGUAUAAUGGGGGUACCUGGGGAAGAAUUGUUUUUUAUUUAACUAGGCAAGUAAGUUAAGAACAAAUUGUUAUUUACAAUGACGGCCUACCCAGAC